Molecule: messenger RNA, 1194 nt
Organism: Chlorella variabilis
Lineage: Eukaryota; Viridiplantae; Chlorophyta; Trebouxiophyceae; Chlorellales; Chlorellaceae
Exons: 8
Coding region: 1-1194 (397 amino acids)
Biological process (GO): methylation
Molecular function (GO): methyltransferase activity
Source: RefSeq, a predicted model, not a curated record
AUGGGCGCCAAGGGGCUGUCGGCAGCAGUGGCGGCCGUCGCAGCCCUGGCGCUGAGCUUCAAGGUGUUGCUGGGCGGAUUGUCGAAGAAAGCCUACGAUGGCCUGAACGGCGUCAUCAGCUUCAGCAGCAAGUUGAUUGCGGCCACCCGUGCGGUGGAGGCGGCCGAGGAGCAUGCGCUGGUGUUUGACCCGCUGGCCGCCCGGAUGGCGGGGCAGGAGGCGCUGGCCAGCAGCCGCAGGCGCGCGCAGGCGGCCCCCGAGGGCAGCGAGCGCAAGUACAAGGUCGGCAAGAUGGCCAUCCGGACGCGCUGGUUCGACGACCAAAUCGAGGCUGCCCUGGGCAUGCCCGUGUCUGCCACCAUCCCGGGCGUGCUGCGUGCCGCCAGCGCACCCUCCCGCGUGGAUCUGCCAUCGUACGUCUGGUCCCACCCAGACGGCCACGAGCCGCGGCAGCUGGUGAUGCUCGGCACGGGCAUGGACAGCCGGCCGUGGCGCAUGAAGCUGCCGGCAGACCUGGCAUGGUUUGAGCUGGACCAGGGCGAUGUGGUGGGGGCCAAGCGCGCGCUGCUGCACCAGCUGGCGGCAGAGGUGCCCGAGCCGGAGGAGCGGGUGGAGGCGCAGGAGGAGCCCAUGUCGCCCAAGUUUGUGGACAGCGGGCUGGCCCGCCACACCAGCAUCGACGAGGUGCAGUUCCCGCUGCGCUGCGGCUCCUGGGCCGCCGUGGCCUGCGACCUCUCGGACCCGGCCUGGAGCGAGGCACUGGUGGGCGCGGGCUUCGACCCGCGCAAGCCCACGGUGUGGGUGGCAGAGGGCCUGCUGAUGUAUCUGGAGGAAAGCAAGGUGCAGGGUAUGCUCAGGAAGGUGGCAGAGCUGUCUGAGGAGGGCAGCGUGUUCAUCGGGCUGAGCGUGACGCUGGCGGUGAUCGACAGGCUGCGCGCGCGGGGCAAGGGCAGCGGCGUCGCCUCAUCCCUCAUGGACCAGUGGGUGUUUGGCUGCCCGGAAGAUCCCACCCAGUUCCUGGCGGCCUGCGGGUGGCAGCUGCAGCUGGCCACGGACCGCCUCCGCCAGGCCGCCGCUCUGGGCCUGGACCCAGAGCUGUGCGCCUUCCCCACCAAGGGCGGCGCGUCCGAGGCCGAGGGAGGCACCAGUCUGUUCAUGGUGGCCACCCCCACUGCGGCGCCCAAGAAGGAUUAA